This is a messenger RNA of Anolis sagrei ordinatus, 956 nucleotides long. It is a transcript of the gene COX11, whose product is annotated as cytochrome c oxidase copper chaperone COX11. Gene Ontology annotation, cellular component: mitochondrial inner membrane. Gene Ontology annotation, molecular function: copper ion binding. The record is from RefSeq and is a predicted model, not a curated record. NCBI's taxonomy places the organism in Eukaryota, Metazoa, Chordata, Lepidosauria, Squamata, Anolidae.
UGACCUGUCCCACGUGACAGGAAAAAGCAUGGGCCUGUGCGCGCGGGGGUGGGCGCGCGUGGGGCUUCCAGCCGCCCUCGCGGAGAGGGGAGGGUGGGCCCCCUGGCGGCCAGGGCUCCGUCUCCAUGGCAACGGCGGAGCGGCCUACCGAGGCGGGAGUACGGGCCCGCGAUGGCGGCGGCAGCGGGAGGAAGAGUGGAGUCAACGGAACAAGACGGUGCUGACUUACCUGGCGGCCGGGGUGGUGGGCAUGGCGGGCUUGUCCUACGCGGCGGUGCCGCUCUAUCGGCUCUACUGCCAGGCUACUGGACUUGGUGGAUCAGCAGUAGCAGGUCAUGGUUCAGACCAGAUUGAGACGAUGGAACCUGUAAAAGAUCGCAUCAUUAAAGUUACCUUCAAUGCAGAUGUACACGCAAGCCUUCAGUGGAAUUUCAGGCCUCAACAGACAGAAGUAUAUGUUGUUCCAGGGGAAACUGCACUGGCGUUUUACAAAGCAAAGAAUCCAACUGAUAAACCUAUCAUUGGCAUUUCUACCUACAAUGUAGUACCUUUUGAAGCUGGGCAAUAUUUCAACAAGAUACAAUGCUUUUGUUUUGAAGAACAACGACUUAAUCCUCAUGAAGAAGUAGACAUGCCAGUAUUUUUCUUCAUUGAUCCUGAAUUUGCAGAAGACCCAAGGAUGGCUAAUGUUGACUUGAUUACUCUUUCAUACACUUUUUUUGAAGCAAAAGAAGGGCAGAAAUUGCCCCUUCCGGGCUACAAUUAAUAAAACACCACCUCGAUUGGAUUCCUGUGCUCUUCGAUAUUGAUGACUCAGAGGCUAUGGAGGAGGCUACUGAAAAACAAAACUGUGCUCCAGAUGUUGAAUAGUAAUAGAUGUGCCAUUCUUUUGAAGAUGCAAUAUUUAAUUUUAUACAGAGCAACUAUGAUUGUGAAUAAAAAUAAACAAUACUCAA